Messenger RNA from Lepus europaeus (European hare), 1559 nucleotides. It is a transcript of the gene PSMD13, whose product is annotated as proteasome 26S subunit, non-ATPase 13. The record is from RefSeq and is a predicted model, not a curated record. Gene Ontology annotation, biological process: ubiquitin-dependent protein catabolic process. Gene Ontology annotation, cellular component: proteasome regulatory particle, lid subcomplex; nucleus; cytosol. NCBI's taxonomy places the organism in Eukaryota, Metazoa, Chordata, Mammalia, Lagomorpha, Leporidae. Bases 98 to 1228 code for a protein of 376 amino acids. Gene Ontology annotation, molecular function: structural molecule activity. The transcript is spliced from 13 exons.
CAACGCCGGAAGUGAGCGAGCAUUUCCGGUCGGCAUCCCUCGGCCCCGGCUGUCGGUUGUAAUUCGGUGCUGGGCUCCCGUGCGUGUUCUCGUCGUCAUGAAGGACGUGCCGGGCUUCCUGCAGCAGAGCCAGAGCUCCGGGCCCGGGCAGGCCGCCGUGUGGCACCGUCUGGAGGAGCUGUACACGAAGAAGUUGUGGCAUCAGCUGACACUGCAGGUGCUGGAUUUUGUGCAGGACCCGUGCUUUGCCCAAGGAGAUGGUCUCAUUAAGCUUUAUGAAAAUUUCAUCAGUGAAUUUGAACACAGGGUGAACCCUUUGUCCCUGGUGGAAAUCAUUCUUCAUGUAGUUAGGCAGAUGACCGACCCUAAUGUGGCUCUUACCUUCCUGGAGAAGACGCGUGAGAAGGUAAAAAGUAGCGAUGAGGCCGUGAUCCUGUGUAAAACAGCAAUUGGAGCUCUAAAAUUAAACAUCGGGGACCUGCAGGUUACCAAGGAAACAAUUGAAGAAGUUGAAGAAAUGCUCAACAAUCUCCCGGGCGUGACGUCCGUUCACAGUCGUUUCUACGAUCUGUCCAGUAAAUACUAUCAGACAACCGGGAACCACGCGUCCUACUACAAAGACGCUCUGCGCUUUCUGGGCUGUGUCGACAUCAAGGAUCUCCCAGUGUCUGAGCAGCAGGAGAGAGCCUUCACGCUGGGACUGGCAGGACUUCUCGGCGAGGGAGUUUUUAACUUUGGAGAACUUCUCAUGCACCCCGUGCUGGAGUCACUGAGGAACACCGACCGGCAGUGGCUGAUCGACACCCUGUACGCCUUCAACAGCGGCAACGUGGAAAGGUUCCAGACGCUGAAGGCUGCCUGGGGCCAGCAGCCUGACUUGGCAGCCAACGAGGCCCAGCUUCUCAGGAAGAUUCAGCUGCUGUGCCUCAUGGAGAUGACUUUCACACGACCUGCCAAUCACAGACAACUCACUUUUGAAGAAAUUGCCCAAAGUGCUAAAAUCACAGUGAACGAGGUGGAGUUGCUGGUGAUGAAGGCGCUCUCCGUUGGGCUGGUCAAGGGCAGUAUAGACGAGGUGGAUAAGCGAGUUCACAUGACCUGGGUGCAGCCCCGCGUGCUGGACUUGCAGCAGAUCAAGGGCAUGAAGGACCGCCUGGAGUUCUGGUGCACCGACGUGAAGAGCAUGGAGAUGCUGGUGGAGCGCCAGGCCCACGACAUCCUCACCUAGUGCCCUCGUGUCCCUGUGGCCAGUGAGACUGGCAGCUCAGAGGAUGUGCAUUGAAUGGGGCAGGGGGUGGGAUCCUGUUCUUGCUAUAAAAACAGGAUUGUCGACGGUGGGCCUUGGCCACAGAGAGAAGCCCCCUUGGGGGUCUCCUGGUCUUGGGACACAGGAGGGCAAGAGUGAAUGCACAGCAGUGGCCCUCAAGCCGAGGACACUAGCCCCCAUGGUGGGUCUCCACUGCGUCCCCCAGUGUGCGUGUCUUUCCCAGUGUCCUCUGGGAGUGUUCCCACAAUAAACGCCUUUGCCGUGUCCUUCGUGGCUGUUUCCUGAGCUUGUC